CCGACGCUGCGGCCUAACGAUGGAUCUGCAGCAUUUCGUGCUGCAUCUUUUGUUGUUCGGGGCCACCCAGGGGUCCGGGACCGGGGUCACGCGGGCAUCAUCUGGUGUGGCUAUUUGCUCAUGUGAUCUGUCACCCGGGAACUGUGACCUUAACUGCUGCUGUGACCCAGACUGCAACUUAAAUGACCCUACAAGUGUCUUCUCGUUUUGUCUUCCAGGGAGCACAAAGGCACAGUUUCGUGUGUGUCUGUACAACUGGCUGAUGUUUCGCAGUGAUACACCAUAUCCCACAGAACAAAUACCUUCCUCCUCUCCCAGGUCACCGGAACUGUUUUGCAUUCUUCCAACUCAAUCCUCCCUCAAUUACUUUGUUACCCCUCAGACAGUAAAUCAAACAACUUUCCUAUCUUUGAGUUCUAAAUACAGUGGAGCAUCUUUCUCUUCGGCUUCUGAGAAUAUUCCAACCUUCUCCAGCUUCUACAAGGCAGGUGACACUAUCUUGACCAUCUCGCGAUUUGGCGAUCUAGGAGUGCUGAGACAGCCGGCGCCUGUAGGGGGGCAGAGUCUGUGCUCAGACGCCAACCCUGCAAGAUUCUUGUACAGUUACGAUACUUCAUGUGUGCGACUGAUCAGCAAUCUCAGCGAGAGCUGCACAACAGACCCUUCCUUGGGCGCUCACUUUUAUUACCAGUACAUCAGAAUCUUAAAGGUUCCGACAGAUGCUACUGUUUUGGUCCUGAGAAAUGCCACAGUGCCAAUAGACAGCACUGUAAACAACAGCCCGACAUAUAACACCGACACCUGCGAAAAUGUUGUCUCUAAAGUUCUGUACACUGUGCUUUAUAAUGGGGCACAGGGCAUUACAAAUGUGAGCGUCAGUUUCACCCUUGUUAAUUUGACCAGCACCAGCCUCUCUAUACAGCAGACCUUCCGCCUGCUAUACAAGCCAGUGUCAUCGGCUUCUCUGGUUCCUGCCACAACCAGAAGCGGAAACCCAGGAUACCUUGUGGGAUACCCUGUGCUGACAGAAAAUGGACCUCUGACUAUGCUGAGGACUCUGGGGAAUGGUUCAUGUUCUCGAAGCGCAGUGCAGUUUGGUAUGAACACCCUCGGUGGCUGCACUAUCAGGGGCCAUACCUCCGAGUUAUGCAGUAACCUUAGUACUAGAGCAUAUGAACUUCUGACCGGAGACUCCCCACAGAGAUUAGGUGUCUUUGGUAAUGCCAGUGUUGCACUAGAAGGGGACUGGACAACCAUUAUAUACAAGAACUGCAGCCAACAGGGUUCAGGUAACUGCUCCACCAGCUGUCUCCUGCCGGUCUCCCUACAAAUGCAGAUCCUAAAGGCUGACGUAGGUCUUUUCUCUAACCCUCAGUCACAGGUGCUGGGCGCCCGCUUCGUCUACAGCUGCCGACCUGUCCGGUGCCAGGACGUCACCAUUCUGCAGACUCAAGUCUCAUUCACAGAUCUCACAAGGAGGGGACCAGCCCCUCGUUCAGCUCCCACUGUCACCGGCAGAGCACCAGUCGGCUUCUUCAAUGCUUUCCUAUCAAACACAGCUAGCAGAGCGUCUGCUGCAUCCCUCCUCCUCCUGUCUCUGCUGCCCUGGACCUGCUUACUGAGCACUUAAAGGGACAUGAAACCCAAAAUGUUAUUUCGAUGAUUCAGACAGAACCUACAAUCUUAAACAACUUUCCAAUUUACUUCUAUUAUCAAAUUUGCUUUAUUCUCUUGUUAUCCUUUGUUGAAGGUGCACCAUUAUACUACUGAAAGCUAACUGAACAGAUCAGAUGGUCCAAUGACAAGCGAAGUAUAUGUGCAGCCACCAAUCACCAGUGACCGCCCAAUAGUAAAUUGCUUCUCCUGAGCAUACCUAGGUAUGUUUUUCAACAAAGGAUACCAAGAGAAUGAAGCAAAUUAUGUAAUAGAAGUAAAUUGGAAAGUUGUUUAAAAAUGUAUGUUCUAUUUGAAUAAUGAUAUAACCACAUAUGGACCUUAAAGAGACACAAAACAAUAGUUUUUUUUUCUUUGUUAAAGACAAUCGAUGCCGUAAUCUGUGGUCAGAAGUAAAAAAGCAAAAUCAUUAUUUUCACCUCUUUAAAGAAAUGACCGAACAAAAACAUUUUUUUUUUUUAAGAUGUACAGAACUUUCUCAGGGUUGUACAUUGUUGUGCGCAAUUUAGAAACGUACUGACAAUUAACCCCUUAGGUUGCAACACAUUACUUUGUAAAUACAUAGCAGCCCUGUCUAGCUGCCUAAGGGUUAAUCAUUUAUUUGGGAGACUCGAGUCCCUUUACAAUACGCGUCUGGCUCUUUUAUAGCAAGUGGUUACUACACCACCGCCCAUCCAGUAUGUAUAAAAUAAUAUACGGUGUGAUCUUGUGCACUUACAUGUUGUGCACGACUUGUCCUGGAGUGAUGCACUUUGUAUUACACAGAUGCAAAAGGAUCAUUUAACUUCUCAGGUUUUGCUGCUUUUUGUUAACAAAAAAAGGUGAUUUUUCUAUUUUGCAGAGAGUAUUUUUGUAUGUUAUUUAAUUAAACAUGUACAGUGUUAUUAAAAGGAAUAAAACAAA
Bombina bombina (fire-bellied toad) is the source of this 2577-nucleotide messenger RNA. RefSeq names its product tectonic family member 3 (gene TCTN3). Lineage: Eukaryota; Metazoa; Chordata; Amphibia; Anura; Bombinatoridae. The coding region runs from base 20 to 1630 and encodes 536 amino acids. Gene Ontology annotation, biological process: cilium assembly; smoothened signaling pathway. The transcript is spliced from 15 exons. The record is from RefSeq and is a predicted model, not a curated record.